Molecule: messenger RNA, 3456 nt
Organism: Varroa destructor (honeybee mite)
Lineage: Eukaryota; Metazoa; Arthropoda; Arachnida; Mesostigmata; Varroidae
Gene: Hacd2
Product: 3-hydroxyacyl-CoA dehydratase 2
Biological process (GO): sphingolipid biosynthetic process; fatty acid elongation; very long-chain fatty acid biosynthetic process
Cellular component (GO): endoplasmic reticulum membrane
Molecular function (GO): 3-hydroxyacyl-CoA dehydratase activity
Source: RefSeq, a predicted model, not a curated record
ACGGACAAUUACGAGUGGCUCGGCGUCUAGUCUACCAGAGGCUGUUUGGUGAAACGCUGAGGAAGAAAGCGGGGGGUCAGCGCUGUUGUAGGUACCUGCGGGUAUCUUUUCUACGACUAGGCCCCCGUAUCUCAAGUGGUUAUUAGGGAAAGAAAGCCAGGCGUUUAGUUGCACGGUCAAAGUGUUUUUAUGCCAUUCAGCAAAUCGUACGCAGCGGGCAAAAGAUUUUGUCGAACGACAAGUGAAUGUUCGAGACUCCUGGUCUGCUAGCACAGCGACAUAAAUUGUAUUAAAAUACGAGUAGACUUCGUCUUGCAGAAGAAACGCUAAAGGAGCGAGAUUUCAUAUUUGUUUUUUUCAUUGCUGACUGCUGUUUUAUUUGUGGAAAGACAACAUUCUUGUGAGGUAACUUUCGUUAUCAUAGGAAGCAAGAAGUAGACAGGCGCAUAGGGGUCAGUUGAGCGAUACGGGCGCUGAUGAGCGCAACUGAGUGCGGCCAGUCGUGCAAAAUAUUGACGAGCGCAAUCAAGUCUGGUUGUGCUCAUCGUAACUUACUGCUUCCCCUGUUGCAUCGCCAGUAAGUAUCAUUCAGUUAAAGUAUUGGACGCAGAACGGCGAAUGCAAAGUGAAAAAAGCAAGAAAAGACUGAGAUAUCAGCGCAACAGAUAAACAAAAAAGAAAAAAUCGAUCGUGACAGUCGUACACAGAGGUAAGGGAAGACACAGACCCAUCUGAAGAAAUUAGGAGGCAGCCAUAAUGAUUAUCGGAUCGCCGUUUGUCUAUUGGGCGCAGGACUAUUCGCGGGUUACACUUCGAAUCGAUCUAAAGGAUGCACGAAAACCUGAUGUACAGCCGACGAAAAAUUCGCUUGAAUUUUCAGCAAAAGGCGUCGGCGCUCGUGGAGAAAAUCGCUAUGGAUUUAAAAUAGACCUUUAUGAUGAUAUCAAGCCGGAGAGAACCGAAUGUCGAGUCACGGACAGACAGGUUGAAGUGGUUCUCUACAAACGGGAUCGAAGUGGCGACGAAGACGAGUGGUGGCCUCGGCUAUGUUAUUCACGUGAUCGUCUUCCCUGGUUAAAAGUGGAUUUCGACCGUUUUGCUGUCUCCGAUUCCGAGCCAGAUGAUGAUCCUGCCAAUGAUAAACACGUCGACCAAAUCUAUGAAGAGCUUUUGGGUAAAGACGAGCGUCGCUUGCGCAAACGCGCCCAGGAUCUGCGUAAGGUUUAUCUAUUCCUGUACAAUCUCUUCCAGUUCUGUGCGUUUCUUACAAUCGGCACUAUACUGUUCAUCAGAUAUCUCAGACAUCCCGAAGAGGUAUUUCAGGAGUCAUUUAGAACUGUUGGAGGUCCAAUGAAAUUCGCUCUGUUACUUCAAACGUUUGAAAUUAUUCAUCCACUUUUGGGUUUCGUACCGCGUGGAGGUUUUCUGCCCGCCUUGAUUCUGAUCUCCGGUCGUUUGUUCAUGUUUUUCGCGAUGAUCUCAGCUGAGCCCCGUAUGCAUAGCAAACCAGCUGUAACAUACCUCUUUGCUGUUUACACAGCGAUAGAGUUAGUCCGGUAUCCUUACUACAUGCUUAAGGUGUACAAUAUGAGCAUUGGAUUACUGACUUGGCUUCGGUACACUCUGUGGGUCGUACUGCUGCCGAUCGGUUUCGUCUGUGAAGGUGUCAUUAUUUUACGGAACAUUCCAUACUUCGAGGAAACAAAUCGCUUCUCCGUUCACCUACCCAAUGCCUACAACUGGAGCUUCCAUUUGCCUACCCUAAUGCGGCUGUAUCUGCUGGUUGGGAUCUUUCCCCUGCUUGCCUUCAUGAUGAGUCACAUGUACACCCAGCGAAAGAAAGCCUUAUACACCCACAGCAAAAGGAAGCGAGAUUAAGUUGUAGAUGAGACCUAAUCAUGAUAAAGAAGAUAGUGGGUAACAUUCUUAAUUUCUGAACAAAUCGUAUUAGUAUGUGACGGAAGUAAUCUUCUGCGCGCUGACAAAGUUGUGGUAAAGAAAGCAUUGCAAUUUUGCCCAAAAGAAUUAAAAACAAAAUGUCUGAUGCAGCGGCGUAUAAUGGGUGGAUAGCUGAGCUGUAACACCGAACAAGCGGUAGAGAUCUCUUCAAUAAACAUAGCCGCGAUAAUAUAAUGGUAUACGAAUUCGAUGUUAGCGGUAACGGCAAAAAUAACGACUGCGAGUCUAAGAUCAUCGAAUCUUACACUGAGUUGACCCUGCCUUAGAACUCGAUUUCUAAGAGCAAAAUGUCUUAGUGAUAACUGCUAAUGGAAGUAGAUGGGGUCGGCUCUGUAGGAUAUUGGUAUAAGUGUUAUCCUUUUUAUCGAAUGAAAGAGCUAAUUGAGGAAUUGGUUAACGUAAAGGACUGCCAAAUCUGUCCACCUAUGAUAGGUACUCGAGGACCAAUCCAACAGGAAAUCCGUGAUUGUUGUCGAAAUAAAAAGAAGUUAGCGUCAUUGAGCUCAUCGAGUACGCAGUACUAAAUUCACAGGUUCAUCUAUGCAAACCAGUGUGCCAAUCAACACUGUCACAACAGAUAUGGAUUUGGCUAUCUCCCUUCUGGAAUCCCUUGAAUUCAUAUUUUGUGUGCAAUCCCCUUCAAGUUAGCAAACUAUUUUAAUACUUUUAAAAAAAAGGAUAGAGAGGGGACGGAAAGGAAAAAUAAAGAAACUCCGAUAUAUUAAGAAUAAUGCGUCUGUCACUAUCAACUCUGUUACCCAUUGCCUAUACCUGCAAUCAAGGAUAACAAUUCUAAGAAUUCUGGAGAACAACGUUUUUUGUACCACAAUCCCAUAACACACACAUACACAACCCACUCGUCGGUGACUAUUAUCCUCGUAUUAUCUGACUAUCAUUAUAAGCUUUAAGGUAUCGAAGAUAAAUGCGUCUAUGCCCACAGCAAAAACGUUGAGGCAUCCAAUGCAAGUACUACGUGUCACUUAAGUUCGUUGACGACGGUUUAUGCCUUCAGGUCAUUUUUAGCAACGUUUUCAUAAGCAAACGGACUGGCAACCAAUUCAGAAACAUUAUAUUUUCCCAAAAUAAAAACAAAAGCUUCUUUAAUAGCAACACUUAUAAUGAUUAGGUUUUCGAGGUUAGGCGACGUCACUUCGUCUCACCUUUAAGUGCGUCUUAAUUAAGUACUCGAACACAAGUAUCACUACGAUUAAUAAAACUUUCCAGUUUUAAUGGUAAACUCAAGGAAAUUGAUGCUUAGAACUGCUACUUAAAGUUCAUUAAAUAACGCAACACGCAUAUAGAUUUAAGAAAACGAUUUUAGUAAACCUAGGCCAUUGAUCUAGAAUACUCAAGAAGUAAGAAUUUAAUAGGCAAACAUUAUAAUCACGGUUACUGGAAUUUAAGUACAACGCACAGACGGAGAACUAAAAACCUAACAAUAACGAACAGGAUAAGUUGGCGGACAACUUUGUAAUAAAACGCCCUCCCGAAAUCAGA